CCCCCGGAGCUGCGUGCGGAUCGGGGCCGGGCGAUGCUGCGGGGCGUGGAGGCGCCGAUGGCCGAGCACCCGCCGCCGCCGCCGCCACCUCCCCCCGUCAUCUUCUGCCACGACUCCCCGAAGCGGGUGCUGGUGUCGGUCAUCAGGACGACCCCCAUCAAGCCCGCGUGCGGUGGAGCAGGAGGAGGAGCAGCGGGAGAGCCGGAGCCGCCGCCGCCGCUCAUCCCCACCAGCCCCGGCUUCAGCGACUUCAUGGUGUAUCCUUGGCGCUGGGGCGAGAAUGCGCAUAACGUGACGCUCAGCCCCGGGGCCGCGGGCGGUGCCGCCUCGGCCGCCCUGCCCGCCCUGCCGGCCCUGCCCGCCGCCGAGCACCCGGUUCUGCGGGGCCGCGCCGCACCCCCGCCCGCCGCCUCGGGAGGCGAGGACGAGGAGGAGGCCAGCAGCCCGGACAGCGGCCACCUCAAGGAUGGGAUCCGGCGUGGCAGACCCAGAGCAGACACUGUGCGGGACCUGAUCAACGAAGGAGAGCUUUCCUCCAGCAGAAUACGGUGCAACAUCUGCAACAGGGUGUUUCCACGGGAGAAGUCACUGCAGGCCCACAAAAGGACCCACACAGGUGAGAGGCCCUAUCUGUGUGACUUCCCAGACUGUGGAAAAGCCUUUGUUCAAAGUGGGCAGCUCAAGACACACCAGCGUCUUCACACUGGAGAGAAGCCUUUCGUCUGUUCAGAAAACGGUUGCCUGAGCAGAUUCACCCAUGCGAACCGCCACUGUCCGAAGCACCCCUACGCCAGGCUGAAGCGGGAGGAGCUCACAGACACGCUCAGCAAGCACCAGGCUGUGGACAACAAGGCUGCCGCCGAGUGGCUGGCCAAGUAUUGGGAAAUGAGAGAGCAGCGCACCCCCACCUUGAAAGGCAAGCUGGCUCAGAAGGCUGACCAGGAGCAGCAGGACCCUCUGGAGUACCUCCAGUCGGACGAGGAGGAUGAUGGGAAGAGUGGCGCCCAGCGCCGCCUGCAGGAGCAGCGGGAGCGCCUGCACGGAGCCCUGGCGCUGAUCGAGCUGGCCAACCUGACGGGGGCACCGCUCCGACAGUAGCUGGACACUGGCGCUUCCACUGUACGAAAGUACUGCCCAGCGUACUUCAAAAGUAGAUCCUUGGGCAUAAGCUAAGCACCUUAUUUGCUUAUCAUAGGCUGCUAUUCUGUAGAAAUUUAUGAAGAAUGUCAUUGCCCCUGAAUAUGGGGUGAGAGAGAAUUGCACUUUUUUUUUAUAUGGAAAUGGAUUUGUUGUAAAGUUUAAAAUAUUUUGUAAAUAUGGACUGCACAGUACAGGGUAGAAACUACGUAUUGUGGGAAGCUAGGUUUUGCAAGUUUAAUGCAUUCAUUGGAAGCAGUUCUCACAGGAAGCACUUUCUGAAUAAGACGUGUGUGAAAAAAAACAGAAUGGUACAAAUAGCCAAAGAAGGUGGAAAUGGGUUAUUUAUAAGAUCAUUUUUAACAAUGUAUAUUAGGAUGUCUAACAAUGAUACUGUAAACACUGAAGCAAGCAAGAAAGUAUGAUAUGUGUGUAAAAUAGAUAUUUUUUUAAAUUGCAAAAUAGUGUGCCCAAUAAGGCCAGAGAAAUGGGGACAUGAGUUCUGGAAGAUGUUGUUACUUACGGACAUGGAAUAAAAUAGGUACUUGAGGACCUUGGUAAGAUGCAUGGUAGUUCAGAAUCUUCAGAAUUGGAGUCAAAUCAGUCUUAUUCUAUCUUUCUGGGGCUUUAUAAAAACGCAUCAGAAUGUUUAAGUUUGAAAAGCACUUGUCAUCCCUAGCAUGUUAACUUGGGAACGUUUGCACAUUUCAUAUUUCUCAUUUGCUGAAAUUGAGUGAUUAAUCUUGCAAAGUCUAGGUAACAUGGUAAUUGGUCAUUUUUACGUGUGUAUUAUGGGCCCUGUAAGGAGAUUUGGCACUUGGAUUUUAGUAAUAAAAGGGACAUCUACAGGGUUGUUUCGUAGUGACAUGUUUUUAGCAAACACUAAAUUUUAAUUGUACUGCUUGUUUAGAAUUACUAGCAAAUGGAAGCCUCCAUAUUUAUAUUUUCAGUGCAUAAAGUCACCUUCUAGCUUUACUUCAGAAUAACUUGCCAAGCUAUUUUGUGUUCACUAAAUUUAGCUAUCAGUUAAACACUGCAGAAAAGAAAAAUCGCUACUCAGAUAUGUAGGCUUCUGGAAUAGUUUUAACUGCAAGUGUGUGAACUUUUGUGGUGAUUUUAAACCAUUUUUCCAAGCAUCACUUUAUGUGCUGAAGCACGAACAGGAAGGAGAGAGCCGAGCAGUCACCUCCUUCACGCAAAAGCUCUCUCAUUGAGCUCUCGUUCUGAGCACCGAGUGACACGCGUGGCACGGCAUCUGGAGACGCGUCAUUGGAGUGAUGGAGGGAACACUGGGCUCUUCAGCUCCUUGUUUGCUUUUUUGAGGUGAAGUGGCAUUAUUGGUAGAUGGAGUUGAAACAUCUAGAACGUAGGCUUCUUUUUUUUUCCCAAAAAUAUCCCUUGUGUUGCAGUACACACAGGCAUUUAAAAAUGCAUGGCCUUGGGGAAGGAGGUGUGUCAGUGUGGUGAAGAGGAACUGAAGUGUGAAAGAUGUGAUAACAAAUAAUGUGUAUGAUGAGGACAUACUUUAAAAUGUAAUUCCUCUGUACAGUAAAUUACAAACCUUUAGGGAUUUUUUUUUUUGUAAUAAGAGAAUUUAUAUUUGUAAUGGUCUAAGAAUUUCGUUUGUAACCUGGUAUAUAGAAUUUUAACUUGGAGCACUUACAGGGAUGGUAAGACAGGCGAUAGUAUCUGAAUUUUGUUGGUUUAGGUUUCAACAUUUCCUCUAGAAUUUAUUCUCAGAUAUGAUUUAGACGAACCGAAAAGCAACACUCUUCAGUCUUGGGAAGUUUAAAAUUUGAUCAUCUAAAGAAGGAAAGGCCGUAAGAGUUUUAAAAAUAGGAAUACUUGCCAGUUCACAGAUGAUAAAAUUUAAGGCCAUUAAAAGUAAGGGGUUGGUUGCUUUCUCCAGUCAGCUUCUGUCAACUAUAAUAGUUUUAUUCACAAACUUUUUUUUUUUAAUUGCAUAAUUGGGGCAGUUUAAGAAAUUAGUAAAACUGUUUAGAAACAUUUAAAAUGUUCUUUCUGAUAUAAGCUAUUUACUUGGACAAAAAACAUUGGCAUCUAAAAUUUGAGGUGUGUUAAGACUGCUUUUUGUUUUAAAAAUGUGGUUUACAUUCAGAUUUUUGAAGUGUUUUAUGCUUCACAUGGCUAAGCUGUAGUUUGCCGAGUUACCAGCAUACAAAUAAACAUGCUGUAAUUUUAAAAAGAUGCUUUGAAUAAAAAUUUAUUUUAAUUUA
Molecule: messenger RNA, 3374 nt
Organism: Ochotona curzoniae (black-lipped pika)
Lineage: Eukaryota; Metazoa; Chordata; Mammalia; Lagomorpha; Ochotonidae
Gene: ZNF367
Product: zinc finger protein 367
Exons: 5
Coding region: 34-1098 (354 amino acids)
Biological process (GO): homophilic cell-cell adhesion
Cellular component (GO): cell-cell junction
Molecular function (GO): ionotropic glutamate receptor binding
Source: RefSeq, a predicted model, not a curated record